UAAUUUCUUAAUAAAAAUCGGUAGUUUUCUUGCGAUUUAUACAAGUGUGAAUUACUCGAGAUAAAGUUUAUUUAGAUUUUGCCAGUAUAAAUAUUGCGGCAGGCACCAUUCGAAAUCAUUACGAAUUGACUCAAUUUUCAAUAAGUAAAUUUAAAAAUGAACGCUUUCGUAUUUGUAGCCAUUUUAGCUACAGCUUCGGCUCUUCCCCUCGAAGUUUUCGAGGAUGAAACAGGCCAAGAAUUCGCUAUAGUUCCUCUACAAAGACAACGAAGAGAGGUUACAUGGGGAGCCAACCAAGGGGGUUACAGUUUGGGCCAGAAGGGAACUCUGUACAACAACGGAAUCCACAGUUUGGACGGAUCUAUUAGCGGAUCAAAGGCGUGGGGAUCACAUGGACUUAAACCCGACUCGUACAAUGGCCGUUUGGACUACGGGCACAAACCCAGCGGAUCAGGAGCCUUCAUCAGCGCCGAUAGAACCCCAGGUUGGGGCACUGAUGUCAAUGCAGGAGCUAAAUACAAUAUCGCUGGAGGGAAAAACUGGAAUGCUGAUGUUACUGGACAGUAUGGAAGGCAUUUCGGCGGUCCAGGUGGUACCGGAAAACCACAAGCAGGAGUUAUGUUGAACGUUGGAGGAAAAUUCUAAUUUUCAAAGCUAUAAUUUAACAAUAUUUAAUAAUUUAAAAUGUACUUAAUUACACUAUAAUUAUAAUAAAGUUAUUGAGCACCAA
Molecule: messenger RNA, 730 nt
Organism: Phyllotreta striolata
Lineage: Eukaryota; Metazoa; Arthropoda; Insecta; Coleoptera; Chrysomelidae
Source: the annotation of a GenBank genome assembly